AUGGGUAAAGAUAAAAACCACCAAAACGACGGACAUACCAAAAUCAGGAACGAUGACCCUAGCUCAAAAACAACACAAAACGCAACACAGAACACCCAAUUCCCGCAAUUCCUUGUGAUGACCUCCACACAGAGUGGUAAAACAACGGCCGCGUUGUCGCCACUUCUGUUGAGGAAGGGCAUCCAGGGAAUCGCAGGGGAUGUGAAAUCCGUUAAGCCAUUGGGAUCGGGCGAUCUCCUUAUAGAGGUUUAUCGCCAACAACAGGCGAUGAACCUACUCGGAACAACCAGUUUUGCCGGCAUCGGUGUCAGUGUGAAACCACACUCAUCACUUAAUUGCAGCAAGGGGGUAAUCAGGUGCCCAGCCUUGCGCAAUGACACCGAUGAAGACAUACUGGCAUAUUUCCAGGAGGAGAGCGUCCCGGUCUCUGAGGUGAGGCGGAUGGUGAUCAGGAGAAACAAUGAUACAAUCAAAACAAACACCUUCAUCAUCACUUUUUCAACGCCAACACUACCCCAAAUACUAACAAUCGGAUACCAGAGGUACAACGUUUCCGUCUACAUCCCAAAUCCAUUGCGAUGCCGAAACUGUCAGAAGUACGGUCAUCACGAAAAGCGAUGUAGACGAAAAUCGAUCUGCCAGUAUUGUGGCCGUGAGGGUCACACCGAGCAAAAUGACUGUGACAUCGCCAACCUGCGCUGUGUCAACUGUGAGGGGAAGCACGCUGCCUCUUCUCGCGACUGCCCUACCUGGAGCCAGGAGAGGGAGAUAUUACGGGUUAAAUAUACCCGAGGUGUCUCUUUCCCCGAGGCCAGGAGGAUAGUCGGGAGUGCAGACAUUGCUACACCCUCUUACGCACAAGUGACUCGAGGCAAGGCGCCGGUUGACAGUGUCACGGUCAAGGAUGCUUCGGUUCAAGUUUCUGAAGACAUACCUGCCUGGGGCUCACAAGUCCCAGACAUGGCUGUAUGUCUCCCCUUCGAAUGA
Molecule: messenger RNA, 987 nt
Organism: Mizuhopecten yessoensis (Yesso scallop)
Lineage: Eukaryota; Metazoa; Mollusca; Bivalvia; Pectinida; Pectinidae
Exons: 2
Coding region: 1-987 (328 amino acids)
Molecular function (GO): nucleic acid binding; zinc ion binding
Source: RefSeq, a predicted model, not a curated record